Molecule: messenger RNA, 4397 nt
Organism: Castor canadensis (American beaver)
Lineage: Eukaryota; Metazoa; Chordata; Mammalia; Rodentia; Castoridae
Gene: Dennd2d
Product: DENN domain containing 2D
Cellular component (GO): nucleoplasm; cytosol
Source: RefSeq, a predicted model, not a curated record
CCUCUGUUGACCAAGAUGAGCACUAAAAAGUUAGCAGUCAAAGUUGUGAGGAUCAAGAUCUUUGUCCUCAGACCUACCAGGUUCUGGUGCCCAAGGUCUGAUGCUAUCAGGCAAUUGGUGUAAAUACUCUCACACACAAUCCACAGCCCAGAAUUCAAAGCCCUCAGUCCAGAAGCAACUGGGCCUCAGAGAUGUUUGCUCAUGACCUUUUGUCUCACCGCACCCUGGGGCUCUUGGGAGGAGCCAAGAUCUGAGCUGCAGUGCCAGGAUGCUGCUUCUGUCGGUACCCACGUUCAGCUGCCUCCAGGAACCGUCAUAUCCUUCUUUCUCAACCACGGGGUGCACAGAAUGGAAACUGCUCCCCCUUCUUUGGAAGAUCGUGUGAGGCCUGCCUUCUCAGAGUUGUGGCUAGAGACAGAGGCAGCAGCCUGUUUCUCAGGCUUUCUGUAGCCAGACUGUGGCGAAGAGUCCUCCAUGCCUGGAAGGCUGGAAGAUGGAAAGACAAGGGGUAGGCCAGGCUCUGAGGCUCUUCAGAAACUGGUUGCCUGGACUCCGAGCAGGAUCUCACCAGGACAAUCCAGGAGAAUCUAUAAAGGAACCAGAAAGGACUCAGGACCACUCUCUGCCCGUCUUUGCUGGGGGACAGCACUUCUUUGAAUAUCUUUUGGUGGUUUCUCUGAAAAAAAAGCGAUCAGGGGAUGACUAUGAGCCCACGAUCACCUACCAGUUUCCCAAGCGGGAGAACCUGCUUCGUGGUCAACAGGAGGAGGAGGAGCGGCUGCUCAAAGCCAUUCCUUUGUUCUGCUUCCCAGAUGGGAAUGAGUGGGCAUCACUCACUGAGUAUCCCAGGGAGACCUUCUCCUUUGUUCUGACCAAUGUGGAUGGGAGCAGGAAGAUUGGAUAUUGCAGGCGCCUCUUGCCUGCCGGCCCUGGCCCUCGCCUUCCCAAAGUAUACUGCAUCAUCAGCUGCAUCGGUUCCUUCGGCUUGUUCUCCAAGAUCCUGGAUGAAGUAGAGAAGAGGCAUCAGAUCUCUAUGGCUGUCAUCUACCCAUUCAUGCAGGGUCUUCGAGAGGCAGCCUUCCCUGCACCUGGAAAGACGGUCACCCUCAAGAGCUUCAUUCCCGACUCGGGCACAGAGUUCAUUUCACUGACACGGCCCCUGGACUCCCACCUUGAACACGUGGAUUUUAGCUCCCUGUUACAUUGUCUUCAUUUUGAACAGAUUAUUCAGAUCUUUGCUUCUGCAGUGCUGGAGAGAAAAAUCAUCUUUCUGGCAGAUGGUCUCAGUACCCUGUCUCAGUGCAUCCACGCUGCUGCUGCGUUGCUCUACCCCUUCAGCUGGGCACACACCUACAUUCCUGUUGUUCCCGAGAGUCUUCUGGCCACCGUCUGCUGCCCCACCCCCUUCAUGGUUGGAGUACAAAUGCGCUUCCGGCAGGAGGUUAUGGACAGCCCCAUGGAAGAGGUUGGUGAUGAAAAAGACAUCCUACCACCCAAGCUUCAGGAUGACAUCUUAAGCUCUCUUGGUCAGGGGAUCAAUGAGUUAAAGACUGCAGAACAAAUCAACGAGCAUGUUUCAGGCCCCUUUGUGAAGUUCUUUGUCAAGACUGUGGGUCACUAUGCUUCCUACAUCAAGUGGGAGGCCAAUGGGCAAGGUCGCUUCCAAGAACGGUCCUUCUGCAAGGCUCUGACCUCCAAGACAAACCGCCGAUUUGUGAAGAAGUUUGUGAAGACCCAGCUCUUUUCCCUUUUCAUCCAGGAAGCUGAGAAGAGCAAGAAUUCUCCUGCAGGCUAUUUCCAACAGAAAAUACUUGAAUAUGAGGAACAGAAGAAACAGAAGAAAUCAAAGGAAAAGACUGUGAGAUAAGAGAUGUGGUGAGCAGGAGUGAUUAGACUACAGGCCAGUUCUGGACUUUGGCCCUGCCAGUGUGGCAGGACCGGUGAAGCUGAGCCCCCAGAAUCCACAGCCUCCUUCUGAGUCCUGGUAACCAGGUCUUACUCCAUACUGGUGUGAGUUUGGGAUCCCCAGCACCUGCUUUUGAAGGACUUUGAGGGCUUUAACCGAAGCUCACAGAACUGUACUAAGCUGCAUUUAUUUUGGCAGAGGUAACACAGUGGGAAACUGUAGUACCGGUGUUGUAGGUGCUUGGUUAGAAGUUGCUGCAACUGCCAUCUGCUGGGAGCCACUUUUACUAGAUUUUCAACAGAGAAAACCGUUGUGACCCAAAGGCAUUGCUCCCCACUUUUUUAUAAAAAAGAGGUAUAUGGACAUGUGAGGAGAAUGAGAAUAAAGAUGAAAAUCUUGUUGCUAACAUGUGUGUCGUAUGGCCAUAUGAGGACAUACAGAGGGGAAUAAACUGAAGUGCAAGUGGAGGACCUGGUCAUGUGAGCAGUUUUUGGGGUCACAGAAUCAUAGGGGCCAGCAGUUCCACUUGGAGGAGCGAUAAGCGCAGAUACUGUAAGAGAAGCCGCGCACUAGACAAAGGCAACAGUCUGGUUCUAGUCAGGUGGGCUUCCAGAAUCCAGGGAGGACAGGCUGCCAGCUAGAAGGAGGCAGCUGCAGCCGAGGGUAGCUAGAGAAGAAUCUCAGGCCACAGAAGCUAGUAAAGAACACUACAUGGCUUCCAUAAAGAGGCCUUUUGCCAUAACCCGUCUGGACGUGUCCUUUUCCUUCAGUCUUAGAGCUCCCACAUCCAACUGCUUGUUAUUUUGAGAAGCCCAGCUCAACUCUUUAGCUAAAGGGAGGAUCCCUGAAUUGACAUUUUUUUCUUUGAGAUCACAGAAUCACAAUUUUAAGAACCCAAAGGAUUUUAAUGGUCACUUUGUCCCUCCUCCCUCUGUACCAGAUGGCUUAUUUGAAAACCACAAGAGAAGCAAACAUUGUCUUUCAAAACUUCCACCUUUUUAAAAAUGUUUUUAUUCAAGUGUGACCCACAGAGGUCUCUGAAUUCUACACAAAGAAUACAAAUGUUUUUGGAAUACUGAACUCAAGUUAAGCCAGUGUAAUUUGAUCUGGGGAGCACAGAGACCUACUGCAGGUGGCAAAUGUCCUUAAUGUCUUCUACAGCUAGAAAGAAUCAUAUCUUUUUGAGGUAGUUUAUUGCAGAGGCCCCUAAACAUAGUUGCACCUUGAAAGGUUUCAGUACAAGAACCAGAAUCUGAUGAAGCUUAUGAAUAUAUGGGGGGCUCUGUCCUUGAUCUACCAAAUCAUCUGUAGAGAUCUGACUGGAAGAGGCAGGCAACCACAGCAUUGGGAGGAGUCCCAGGUCAGCUUGGGCUAUACAGUGAUCGCUAUCUCAAAAAAAAAAGACAGGACCUGGAACUCCUUUUUCUUUUUUGAUGGUAUUGUGUGGUUUGAAUUUAAGGCCUUGUGCUUGCUAGGCACUUGGUCACUCCUCCAGCCCGUCUGCUUAAUAUUUUAGGUAGGGUCUCGAGUUUCAGACCAGGGCUAGCCACAGACCACGGUACUACCGGUCUUGCCAAGGAUAGUGGGCAUGGACCACCAUGCCUACCCUAGAAACCUACGUUUUCUAAAAUUGUCUUUUUGGUGAUUUUGGUACUUGGCUAGGUAAAUGAACACAAGAAUCAAGGCCAGUUGAGGUUUUUACAAAUGUGCCUUUGAUCUGACGCAGAUAUCUAGGGCUAAAGGAAGCACACAAUGAAUAUUUCAGUGUUUCUCAGACUCCCUUUAUGCUGAAAGAAUCUAGCCUACACAUACUUCAAUUAGCCAUAACAUCUUGGUUUGCAGCUUUACUUCACAAAAGCCCAGUAAGGUGUGGUACUGGACCAGAAUUCAGAUCUGCAUUCUAGACUACAUUCUGAAAAAUAUCAAUACUGUGUGACAGUGGUACAUCGUCAUCUUCUCCAGGCCUCAAUUUCCACAGGAGAUAAUGAACACCUAUUCUGUCUGUUGAAAUAACUUGAGUAAGACAAUAGGUGCAAUUAACCAUGCCACACAAGAAUUAGCUUCCUAGAUGUUGAAGACAUUGCUAGCAAAGUCAGUGAAAGAUUUCCUUUCCUGCUACAGUCUAGCAAAGAAAUUAAAUAUCUACCUUUCACUGGUAAUCCAGAUCUAUAAUAAAUUGAUGGGACCUUAAAGGUGCAAGAAAGCACAAUUGUGGCUGGUAGGUAAGGCAAUGCAGCUACUGUUUUUAUUCCUGAUAACAGAACAAGGUAUAAAUAGAAGUCGAUAAUAAAGUACCUUAUUUUAACUCUAAACUUUUUCCUGUCUCCCUCUUCAUUCAAGCAAUGGGACAUCAUGGAUAACUGAAGCAGAUCUGGUUCACAGAGGACAUGUUCCUAUUUCAAACUAUAAAAUACAGAAAAGCAGAAUGCCAGAAAAGGAGUGCAAAGGGACCCCCAUGGACUCCCAGACAAUUACUGAAAAUGUGGGGGAA